CUGCACUGCAAGCAGUCAUUAUAUAUACACACAACAACUGUACCUGUAAAAAGCAGUUGCAAUUCACAGAAAGAGAGACGGAGAGAGAGAUAGAGAUAGAGAGAGAGGAGAGUAGCAUAUUAGAAUCAAUCGAGCAGCUGAUACAAGAGAAUAUUCCUUUAUCUGUUAGAUAACACCUUCUUGCACACAUAAAAACACGCUUGUUUUGUGUCGUCUCCCAUUCAUCAUCAUCAUCAUCAUCAUCAUCUUGGGCGGUGGUGCCUGUCUGUCUUUAUCUGGACGGGCAUUGCCUUUCACUUUUCUUAUCUUCACUCCCUUCGCAUCCCCUUGCUACAAUUUCAUUCAAGAGAGAGAGAGAGAGAGAGAGUUCUUGAUAUUGCGAGAGAGAGAGUUCUUGAUAUUGCAGGAGAGAGAGAGAGUUCUUGAUAUUGAAGGAGAGAGAGAUGGUGAUACCGGAGGAGCCAGAUCAAGUAAUCAAGCAAAGAGAUGGAUCGGUACUGGGGAAGAAAACUAUUCUGAAAAGUGACCAUUUCCCUGGCUGUCACAAGAAACAUUUAUCCCCUCAAAUUGAAGGCGCCCCCAAUUUUCGUCAGGCUGAAUCAUUUCAUGUUUAUGGUGUUGCAAUUCCAACAACUGAUGGAAUCCGAAACCUUCUUGACCAUAUCGGGGCUCAAAGAAUUGGGAAGCAAACACAAGUUCUCUGGAUUAAUCUUCGUGAGGAACCGGUGGUGUAUAUCAAUGGACGCCCGUUUGUAUUGCGUGAUGUGGAAAGACCCUUCUCCAAUCUGGAACACACGGGUAUCAACAGGUUUAGGCUUGAACAGAUGGAGGAUCGGCUAAGGGAAGAUAUCCUGCAAGAAGCAUCAAGAUAUGGGAAUAUGAUCCUCGUAACUGAUGAGCUACCAGAUGGUCAAAUGGUAGAUCAGUGGGAGCCUGUGACACAAGAAUCUGUGAAAACACCGUUGGAGGUCUAUUUGGAACUCCAGAACAGAAGUUAUAUGGUUGAUUAUGAGCGUGUUCCUAUAACAGAUGAAAAAUCACCAAAGGAGCAGGAUUUUGAUACUCUGGUUCAUAGAAUCUCGCAAGCUGAUACAGAGACGCAGAUAAUUUUUAAUUGUCAAAUGGGACGUGGAAGAACGACAACUGGGAUGGUGAUUGCUACAUUAAUAUAUCUACAUCGGAUAGGAUCUUCAGGUAUCACGAGGACAAGUUCACUUGGAAAGAUUUCUGACUAUUGUUCUAAUGUUGCUGACAAAAUGCCGAAUUCAGAGGAAGCAGUAUCUAGAGGAGAGUAUACUGUAAUCAGAAGUUUAAUACGGGUUUUGGAGGGUGGUGUUGAAGGAAAAAGGCAAGUAGACAAAGUCAUUGACCAAUGCUCCUCUAUGCAGAACUUGCGUGAAGCUAUUACAACUUAUCGCAACAGCAUUUUGCGUCAGUCUGAUGAGAUGAAGAGAGCGGCCCUGCUGUCCUUUUUCGUGGAGUACUUGGAAAGAUAUUAUUACCUUAUAUGCUUUUCUGUAUAUCUUCAUACAGAGAGGGCAGCGCUUGAACCAGGAUCCUCCAGUCACUGCAGCUUUUAUGAAUGGAUGAAAUCAAGGCCAGAACUAUAUACCAUUAUUCAAAGGUUGCUAAGAAGAGACCCAAUGGGUGCGCUUGGUUAUGCAAAAACGAAAACAUCUACUAUGAAACAUGCGGAGUCUGUUGAAGGUCGUCCUUCUGAUAUGGAAACUAUUGCAGGCUCAAGGCAUGGAGAGGUUCUAGGAAGUCAAACUGUUCUUAAAAGUGAUCACUGUCCUGGUUGUCAACAUCCUCGUUUACCAGAAAGAGUAGAGGGUGCCCCUAACUUUCGAGAAAUUCCUGGUUUUCCAGUUUAUGGUGUUGCAAAUCCAACCGUUGAUGGAAUAUUAUCUGUUAUCCAUAGGAUAGGUAGCUCUAAAGGUGGCCGCCCGAUUUUCUGGCAUAAUAUGAGGGAAGAACCAGUAAUCUACAUUAAUGGGAGACCAUUUGUUCUCCGUGAGAUUGAAAGACCAUACAAAAACAUGCUUGAGUACCGGGGCAUUGAUCGUGAUAGAGUGGAAGGAAUGGAAGCUCGAUUAAAGGAUGAUAUUUUGCGAGAAGCUGAACGCUACCAUGGAGCUAUAAUGGUCAUUCAUGAAAGUGAUGAUGGGAAAAUAUAUGAUGAAUGGGAGCAUAUAAGCUCUGAAGUAGUUAAGACCCCACUUGAAGUCUUCAAAGGGUUGGAGGCUGAUGGUUUUCCAAUCAAAUAUGCUAGGGUGCCUAUCACUGAUGGUAAAGCUCCAAAGAGUUCUGAUUUUGACACAUUGGCCAUGAAUAUAGUAUCUGCUCCCAGAGACGCAGCUUUGGUCUUUAAUUGUCAGAUGGGUCGCGGAAGGACAACCACCGGUACCGUCAUUGCUUGCCUUCUAAAGCUUCGUAUUGACUACGGGAGACCAGUUAGAGUAUUGCUCGAGGAUUUAUCAAGUGAAGAGGCAGAUGAUAAUGUAUCAAGUGGUGAAGAAACUGGAGGCACGCCUCGUGGAGAAGCAAGUCAUACUUUUGGGAUAAAUGAUAUCCUCCUAUUGUGGAAGAUAACAACAUUGUUUGAUAAUGGUGUGAAAUGUCGGGAGGCCUUAGAUGCUAUCAUUAAUAGAUGUUCUGCUCUGCAGAACAUCCGUCAAGCAGUCCUGCAGUACAAUAAGGUAUUCAAUAAACAACAGGAUGAGCCAAGGGAAAGGAGAGUGGCACUGAGUCGUGGUGCUGAGUACCUUGAGCGUUAUUUUCGCCUUAUUGCAUUUGCAGCAUAUCUUGGAAGUGAAGCAUUUGACGGAUAUUAUGAAGAAGGGAAAGCGAAAAUGACAUUUAAGAAUUGGCUUCAUCAAAAACCGGAAGUUCAAGCAAUGAAAUGGUCAAUCAGAUUGCGGCCAGGACGAUUCUUUACUGUCCCUGAAAAGUUGAGAACACCUCACGAAUUUCAGCAUGGUGAUGCAGUUAUGGAAGCAAUUGUCAAAGAUCGUAAUGGUUCUGUUCUGGGCAAAGGUUCUAUACUUAAGAUGUACUUCUUUCCUGGUCAAAGAACUUCCAGCUCAAUACAAAUCCACGGUGCGCCUCAUGUCUUCAAGGUGGAUGGGCAUCCUGUGUAUAGCAUGGCAACUCCCACAAUUGCUGGCGCAAAGGAGAUGUUAGCUUACUUAAGUGCCAAACCCUCUGUUAAUGGGAGUAAUGCGGAAAGAGUGAUUCUGACCGACCUGAGAGAAGAAGCUGUUGUUUACAUUAAUGGCACACCUUUUGUCCUUAGAGAACUAAAUAAGCCUGUUGAUACUCUGAAGCAUGUGGGAAUAACUGGUCCAGUGGUGGAACAUAUGGAGGCCAGGCUAAAAGAAGAUAUAAUAUCUGAGAUCAGACAGUCUGGUGGUCGUAUGCUUUUACACCGUGAAGAAUAUAAUCCCACAUUAAAUCAAGCCAGUGUCAUAGGAUAUUGGGAGAAUAUCUUUCUAGAUGACGUAAAGACACCUAGUGAGGUGUAUGCUUCUCUGAAAGAUGAUAGGUUUAACAUAGCAUAUAGAAGAAUACCGUUAACUAGAGAGAGAGAAGCCUUAGCGUCUGAUAUUGAUGCAGUGCAGGAGUGUAUGGAUGACUCUGCAGAGUCCUAUCUUUUUGUAUCACACACAGGUUUUGGGGGGGUUGCAUAUGCAAUGGCCAUUAUCUGUAUAAGACUUGAAGCCGAAGGCAAGUUGGCAUCUAAUAUUCCCAGACCACUUGUUGGAUCUUCACAUCUUUCUGCAGAGGAAGCACACAGGAUGGGUGAUUAUCGUGAUAUCUUAAGCUUGACAAGAGUUCUGAUACAUGGUCCAGAGAGCAAAGCAGAUGUUGAUGCUGUUAUAGACAGGUGUGCAGGUGCUGGGAAUUUGCGCGAUGACAUCCUCUAUUCUAUUAAAGAACUUGAAAAGUUACCAGUGGGGGAUGAUGAACAUCGAGCUUACCUAAUGGAUGUUGGUCUUAAAGCAUUAAGACGCUAUUUUUUCCUUAUUACAUUCAGAUCCUACCUUUACUGCAAUUCAGCAGCUGGGAUGAGGUUCACCACCUGGAUGAAUGCAAGGCCAGAACUCGGACAUCUUUGUAGUAACCUCAAAAUUGUGUAGAUGCUGUAAAAAUGACAUGUACAGCUUCAUAGGUUCUAGCAUGAGCAAAGCUUACCUCUUCUCAGGUAUAUCAUAUACGUAGUCCGAUGUACAGCUGGCGAAGUUUGCUCCCUUUCUCAUAGAAACCACAAUUCUAUUGUUGUAAGUUGUAACUAUACACAUAUAUGCAUAUAGCAGAUGACAUGCUGAUGAAUGAAUGAUGAAAAGUGCGUAGUGGAUAAUUAGUGAUGUGGAAAGUAUAUUACAGUGAAUUCUCCUCUCUUGGGGUUUAGACUUUA
Daucus carota subsp. sativus is the source of this 4417-nucleotide messenger RNA. RefSeq lists its product as uncharacterized. The transcript is spliced from 19 exons. Gene Ontology annotation, molecular function: protein tyrosine phosphatase activity. The record is from RefSeq and is a predicted model, not a curated record. NCBI's taxonomy places the organism in Eukaryota, Viridiplantae, Streptophyta, Magnoliopsida, Apiales, Apiaceae. Gene Ontology annotation, cellular component: cytoplasm. Bases 444 to 4139 code for a protein of 1231 amino acids.